CCAUUCAAGAAUAAAUGAAGAAGUAGUCCGUAAACGUUGGCGACACACAGCGUGACUUUAAGGCACGAUGGCCGAGAACACGAUUGUAGAGGCAAGAUCUCCUAAGGUGAUCAAACUGGUUCCUGAGAACCUUUUGAAGAAAAGGAAAGCAUAUCAAGCUAUUAAAGCAACAGAAGCAAAACUUGCACUUCUUCAAAAAAGGAAGACACAAAAAGGAAGACCUGUGCGGUUCAAGCGUUUGGAAGAUUUCCUCAAGCAUGGAAAAAGACAACACCGUGAUGAAAGACGUCUUCAAAGAGCCAAUCACAGACCUCCUGUUGACCUGCCAUCACCUAAAAACAGCCUGGCAUUUGUUGUCAGAAUCAGAGAGAUAAAAGGUGUCAGUCCCAAAGUUAUGAAAGUCCUCCACAUGUUUCGACUUCGCAAGAUCUUCAGCGGCACUUUUAUGAGAAUCAACAGAUCAUCUUUAAAGAUGCUGAAGACCAUUGAGCCAUAUGUUGCUUGGGGGUUUCCAAAUUUGAAAUCUGUCCGUGAACUUAUCUUGAAGAGAGGACAAGCAAAGAUCAAUAAAAGGAAGGUUGCUCUCACUGACAACACUGUCAUUGAAAAACAUAUGGGUAAACAUGGAAUCAUCUGUUUGGAAGACCUCAUUCAUGAAAUAUAUUCGGUUGGAAAGAACUUCAAGGCAGCGAGUAAUUUCCUCUUGCCAUUCCGGUUGUCAGUGGCUCGCCAUGCAGCCAGAGACCAGGUUGGGCUCUUGAAAGAAAUUGGGGAUGCUGGACCACGAGCAGAGGACAUCAACAGAGUUAUAAGACAACUGAACUAAAGGGACUUUUUCAUUGGAAAAUGUUAUGUUAUUUUUGCUAUUUUAUUGCAAAAUUCCCUUCCAGUCACAUAGUCAGAUGAUUGAAUUAUGGGGAGUGGAAUGUGUAUCUUCAAUAAAAAAAAAAAUUUUUUACUU
Molecule: messenger RNA, 961 nt
Organism: Alosa alosa (allis shad)
Lineage: Eukaryota; Metazoa; Chordata; Actinopteri; Clupeiformes; Clupeidae
Gene: rpl7l1
Product: ribosomal protein L7-like 1
Exons: 6
Coding region: 68-826 (252 amino acids)
Biological process (GO): maturation of LSU-rRNA from tricistronic rRNA transcript (SSU-rRNA, 5.8S rRNA, LSU-rRNA)
Cellular component (GO): cytosolic large ribosomal subunit
Molecular function (GO): RNA binding; structural constituent of ribosome
Source: RefSeq, a predicted model, not a curated record